AUGACCACCCAAGGAACCAGUGGUACUCUGGAGAACCCAGCACUGGACACAAGUCUACUGGAAGAGUUUUUGGGCAAUGACUUCGAUGUGGGGGUCUUGCAGCGUCAGCUCCCAGACACCCCACCGUAUUGUGCAUCAGACCCACGCUCUCCUCCACAGGUCAAAGGUGCAAGCCACCAGACCUUGAGGGCCAUGCCUGGCAGGACUCCAGCGGCUUUCCUCCAUCCUGCAGCAGCCCCUGGAAUGCUGUCUGCUCACCUGCAACAGAGCGUGUCUGGAAUGAGCAACUCUGGCCAAAGCCAUGGCAGCUUUCACAACUGUUACCCCAACGCCAGUCAUCCUGUCAACCUUCUGGACCAGUCGGGGCCCUCCUAUCUGGGGAUAAGUUGUUCUUAUCACCAGCAACCUCUUUGCAGCAUCCCUGGAGAUUCCUUGCCUCCAACCAAGAAGAGGAAGCACAUACAGAUGCUGGAGGAUUCCGAGGAUGGCAGAGCGUGGGCCCCCUGCUCCAGACUAAUGACGAGUAGGAGUCACAGCAGCAAAGUACAGGACCAGGACAGUGAGGUACAGAACAGGAUGCCUGCGGACCAGUGCUCCCCUGUGCUGAAGUGGCAGCCGUACCAAAGUGUUCCUUGGCAUAGCUUAUUAAACUGUCAUCAUGAAAAACUACCUGAUGUGGGCUACCAAGUUGUUACAGACAAAGGAUUUAAUUUCUCUCCAGCAGAUGAAGCUUUCGUUUGCCAAAAGAAGAACCAUUUCCAGAUAACGAUCCACAUCCAAGUUUGGGGAAGCCCAAAAUUCGUUAAAACCCAAAUGGGCCUAAAGCCAAUAGAAAUGUUUCACUUGAAAGCUUUUGGAGUUAAGGUAGAAGCCGCCAAUCAAGUAAUUACUAUUGAACAGUCCCAAGCAGAUAGAAGCAAAAGGAUUUUCAGCCCUGUUAAAAUUGACCUACUGCCUGACCAGGUCACCAAGGUAACGCUGGGACGAUUGCACUUCAGUGAAACCACUGCCAACAACAUGAGGAAGAAGGGGAAACCGAACCCUGAGCAGAGAUACUUCAAAUUGGUGGUUGGACUGUACGCCACGAGCCAGGACCAGCUCUAUAUGCUGUCUGCCCGUAUCUCUGAAAGGAUCAUUGUACGGGCCUCUAACCCCGGGCAGUUUGAAAAUGACAGUGAUGUGUUAUGGCAGCGAGGACAAGUCCCGGAAUCUGUCGUCUGUCAUGGUCGAAUAGGAAUAAACACAGAGACACCAGAUGAAGCCCUGGUUGUCGGUGGCAACAUGAAAGUGAUGGGGACGAUCAUGCACCCUUCUGACAGCCGGGCAAAGCAGAAUAUCCAGGAGGUUGACACAAAUGAACAGCUGAGGCGAAUAGCCCAAAUGAGGAUUGUCGAAUACGACUACAAGCCUGAAUUUGCAUCUGCAAUGGGAAUAGACACUGCCCAUCAAACAGGAAUGAUUGCCCAGGAGGUGCAAGAGAUUCUGCCCAGAGCUGUGAGAGAGGUUGGUGAUGUCACCUGUGACAAUGGAGAGACACUAGAGAACUUCCUCAUGCUUGAUAAGGACCAAAUCUUCAUGGAAAAUGUAGGGGCUGUGAAGCAACUCUGCAAACUAACCAACAACCUUGAAGAAAGAAUAGAAGAAUUAGAGAUCUGGAAUAGGAAGCUGGCCAGGCUAAAGGGGCUCAGUAGUUCCAAGUCCUCUGCCAGUCAAGCAAGUACAAUCAGCAAACUUAGUAGAGCUGUCAGUACGUCUUCUCCAAGAAGGGCUAUCGCCAAAAACCCCAACAAGGUUUAUGUUUCAGGAAGAAAACUGUUGUGUCCUACCUGGAUUUUCCAGACCAUGGUUACAACUCUAAUCACUGUGAUGGCCUUCUGUGCCUCGACUAUAGUCUUCCUUUACAUACUGAGCUUAAAAGAUAAGAAUGUGCAUGUUCAAAAUCUUCCUCCAAGUAAUAUCACAGGCUCGCUAGGGCUGGUCCUGCCGCCCACCACCACCACCUCAGGGCCUCAGACAUCUCCGGCCACCACACAGACCUCCUCAGAAGCAUGCGAAAUUACUUUCUGUGAGAUCCUGUCAUGUCAGGAAACUUACUGCUGUCCCAUCUGGGGAAUAAGAAGGACCUCUUCCAACCCUGUGCAUAGGUGGUCCCAGGAGAAGAAAACGCAGCAGAGGCAAAGGGCAGAAGACAAAAGCAAAUCACUCCUGGCAAGAGGGGCCUUCAGUUCCUACUGGCAGAGUGACUGGAUUGACACAUCCAUCAGUUCUAUUCAGAUUAUGGAAAUCCAGCACAUAAUUGAUCGUCGGUAUUGCAGUAGCAAACUCCAUUGCGGGGCUGGAUAUUAUAAUUACAAUAUUCCCAUUAAUAAGAACACACCCACAAAAGUCAAAUUCUCUCUGGAAAUCAACACAACAGAGCCAUUAAUAGUCUUCCAAUGCAAAUUCUCCCUCGGAAAUAUAUGUUUCAAUAGUGAGGCGGAAACCAGAGGAGCUCAGAGCUAUGAAGACACCUCCCAGGAGAUGACACAGGGAUACCAGCACAUUUGGAACCUUCCAGUGGCUCCCUUCUCUGACAGUGCAUACCAUUUUCGUGUAGCUGCACCAGAUUUAGCUAAUUGUUCAACGGAUCCUUUUUUUGCUGGGCUAUUCUUCACAGAUUAUUUCUUUUAUUUCUAUCGACGCUGUACCUAAUUUAUUCAAGUUUGGUGUUUUUACCAAAGAAAAAUGCUCAGGAAUACAGUUAACGG
Octodon degus (degu) is the source of this 2747-nucleotide messenger RNA. It is a transcript of the gene Myrfl, whose product is annotated as myelin regulatory factor-like. Lineage: Eukaryota; Metazoa; Chordata; Mammalia; Rodentia; Octodontidae. Gene Ontology annotation, molecular function: DNA-binding transcription factor activity; sequence-specific DNA binding. The record is from RefSeq and is a predicted model, not a curated record. Gene Ontology annotation, biological process: positive regulation of DNA-templated transcription; protein autoprocessing. The transcript has 25 exons. Gene Ontology annotation, cellular component: endoplasmic reticulum membrane; nucleus. Bases 1 to 2691 code for a protein of 896 amino acids.